Molecule: messenger RNA, 1159 nt
Organism: Drosophila gunungcola (fruit fly)
Lineage: Eukaryota; Metazoa; Arthropoda; Insecta; Diptera; Drosophilidae
Product: sepiapterin reductase
Exons: 1
Coding region: 162-983 (273 amino acids)
Biological process (GO): tetrahydrobiopterin biosynthetic process
Molecular function (GO): sepiapterin reductase (NADP+) activity
Source: RefSeq, a predicted model, not a curated record
GCAAGCUCCUUAUCAGCGGAGAAACAGAGUCCAGUUGGCGAAGCACGCUGAAAUUUCGGCAACAGUACAGUCGUACAGCCCCAAGUGAUCGCAAGUGUGAAGUUCUUCCAGUCGCGUCCAGAUCUCCAGAAUAUCCCUCAAAAGAAUCCUUUUAUAAAAUAAUGGCAGCAAAGAGAAUGGAUUUAAAUAAGCGCACCUUUUUGGUGCUGAGCGGCAGCUCGAAUCCUUUGGGUCAAUCCCUGGCCCUGGAGUUUUGCCGUCGCCUGGCCACCGGAUCCGUGGCCCUGAUCUUGGACGAGGAUCAGCAGCAGCUGCGUGAGCUUGAGGAUCUGCUCCAGAGCGAGCUUAAAACCGAAACCAUUAAAGUGACAACCGGCAAGUUGAACGACAGCCACUCGAAUGGAGUGCAGCUGAUGGAGCAGGCUUUAAAGGACCAUUUCAAAGUUGUGGGGGACAACCAGCGAUUCGAGAGAUCUAUAAUGCUGCACAACGAGGGGCUGGCGGCCAGCCAUGUGCUCUUGGAACCCCAGAGCACCGAGGAUUGGAAGGAGUAUGUCCAGCAGCAGCUCUACGCACCGGUGGCCCUCAGCCAACGGUGGCUGCAAUCGGGGUAUUUGGCGAAGGUGGAGAAGCUGGCGGUGAAUGUGACCUCCUCCCUGAUGGUGCGUCCACUGGUCCAUGCCGGCUUGCUCUGCUCCUGCAAGCGGGCCAGGGACAUGUACUUCCGGGCCAUGGCCGCCGAGGAGCAUCGUUUCGACGUCCAUGUGCUCAGCUUCUCACCCGGACUGAUGGACAGCCACCGGGGCCAGUGCGAUAUGAACGGAAACGAGAUCACUCCCGCCGAGCUGGUCGCCUCGAAGCAGCUGCUCCAGCUGCCCAGGAUCCAGCCCAGCCAGGCCACCCUCAAGCUGAUCAACAUCCUCGAGGAGAUCUCCUUCGUGUCCGGCCACGACGUCGACUACUACGACACCUUCGUUUUAUGAGUAGCACCGUGGCGGUGGGCUGUGUCCCCAAUGGACUCGGUUCUGUACUUGACCCCCGAUUUUGAUGCUGUUUUUGAUUUGAUUGCCUUGGAAAUGAAUAAACUCUGGCUGACGACCCUCAAUUUAAACCUGCAAGUGCACGAAAACCAAGCACACGAACAGGAAAACGAAAAGAA